Molecule: messenger RNA, 2007 nt
Organism: Rhipicephalus sanguineus (brown dog tick)
Lineage: Eukaryota; Metazoa; Arthropoda; Arachnida; Ixodida; Ixodidae
Product: beta-1,3-galactosyltransferase 1
Exons: 3
Coding region: 374-1693 (439 amino acids)
Cellular component (GO): membrane
Molecular function (GO): hexosyltransferase activity
Source: RefSeq, a predicted model, not a curated record
AGUCACUCGGGCGCGCGGCCUCGCCGUGUGUGCAACCGCAUCUCGCGCGCGGCGAUGUCUCCAGCACCGACGUUGGCGCAGCCGCCUCGCUGACUAGCUAGACUACACACCCGCUUGCGGUCGCGCGCAUUACUCGCCGGUUCAGUAGUACUCUUUUCUUUCGUCUAAAAUCAUCAUCUAGCGUGUUCACGCUUCUUCAGCUGGCCGAUGGUCAUCUCGCCCUCCGUUGGCAUAGUAGCGUGGCACCGGACUUACCUGCCCCGUCCAGAAGAAAAACUGUGAAGACAUGACCGAGUUGUGCUGACGUUUUCACUUCCAUGCCAAUCAUCCGGAUAUCAGCUUCUUUGAAGGCGGUUCGACGGAUCGCAACGUCAUGGUGCGCCUGCGCUACGCCACCAAGUCCUGCUUCGGCCUGGCGCUCUGCCUGGCAGCGUUCGCCGCGUUCGUCCAGUUCCCAAACGUACUACGUUCCGCCUACCGUCAGUACAUGACGCGCCCCGUAAGCGAGAGCCUCGUCGGUGAGCCCGUGUUUAGGGACAAGCAAGAGCCUUCGGUGCGAACGCUCCUAGCACCCGGCGCAGCUUACGACGCUCCUGGACGUCACCCUCCCGGCGUCAGAGAGCCCGCUGGCGCGGCGGACAACAAAAUCGAGACGCAGAAGCGCGGAGCCAAACCCGCCGCCGCGUUCCGCCUCAUCGCUCGGAAGGCAGAGCAGAACAGGCGGGGCGCCGUCCUCUUGGAGGAGAGCCUCAAGAGGCUGGACAGAGUCGCAGCCGCCGCCAACAAGAGUAAGAAGGCGGCUAGACCGAAGCCGACGUGGCUGCCACCCUACAACCCUUCCAAGUACCGCUUCACGCUCAACCCGAACCUGUGUUCCGGCGACGUCCCCGUCGUCUUUCUGGUGCUCGUCCAGUCGGCGGUCAAGAACUUCGACCGACGAGCGCUCGUAAGGGACACGUGGGGGUCGGUGUGUCGGCGCAACAACUCCUCCGCGUCAGGAGACGCGGUCUUGUGCCGUCUGGGCUUCGUGCUGGGAACGAGCCCGGACCCCGUGCUGGAGCACAGACUCCGCGACGAGUCCAGCCGACACGGCGACUUGGUGCAGUCCGACUUCGUGGACUCAUACUACAACCUGUCCCUGUCCACGGUGACGGGUCUGCGAUGGGCGCACGAGAAUUGCAAGAGAUACGGGUACCUGGUUAAGGCCGAUGACGAUGCUUUCGUGAACCUCGCUGCACUGCGGGCGUACCUGGCCACGAGGUCCCGGCGACGUCGGAGGGCCAUCGUCGGCUACCUGAUGAAAGGGUUCCGACCCAACCGGAACCGGGCCAGCAAGUGGUUCACCUCGCCACAGCUGUUCGCCAAGGCGCGACUGCCGGACUUUGUGAGCGGAUUCGCGUACGCUGUGACUCGCGACGCCGUCGGGCCUCUGUACGCGGCCGCUCGAGUGGCGCCCAUCUUCCCUUUCGAGGACGUGUACGUGACGGGCAUGUGCCGAGAAAGGGCACAGGUCGUCUCGGGAAGCAAGGCGAUCGCGCUGGAGGGCGCGCCCAGGUUCCACAACCACCGCAAGAAGAGCCGUGGUGAUAAGACACUGUGUUCGUUGUACGGAAGUGUCCUAGCCCAGCACGAGCUGACGGCAGCCGAGACAAGGAGUCUGUGGGAGGACUUGAAAACUGGCAAAUGCAGCUAGUUUUCGGCUGCGUGGACACCGUUUGCUUCGACGCUGAGAAAGCGAAGGAUGACUAUGUACGACGCUUCGCGUACCGUCUCGAACGGACGACCGCGCGAUGCUGCAUAACCGUGGCCGAGCCCUAUGCCUAGCAAGCUCACAGAGUUCUGGCGUGCGUGGAUUGACAGUGUCUGGACAGACAACGCGGGUGAUCGACGCUUCCGCGAGCGAAAGAAAGAAAUCGAGAUAGGACAGAAAGGUUAAACAGAUGAAUAGCCGGUUUGCUACCCUGAACGGGGUGGUAGUAAAAGGAGUUGGAAUGAUAGUACAAAAAA